Molecule: messenger RNA, 1694 nt
Organism: Phyllotreta striolata
Lineage: Eukaryota; Metazoa; Arthropoda; Insecta; Coleoptera; Chrysomelidae
Source: the annotation of a GenBank genome assembly
CUACAAAAUAUGCUUGUCGUUAGUUUCAUAAUAUUCGCCAGUUUUGCUAUAAACUCAUUAUCCGCAAUUAGUGAUGAUGGAACCCUGGUAAAAAUAGAAUCAGGACUUAUUAGGGGUCGAAUUCGGCAAAGCGAAACUGGUAAGAAUUAUUGGGCCUUCCAGGAAAUUCCAUACGCAGCACCACCACUUGGAGAAAACAGGUUUCAACUUCCUCAAUCACCAAAACCAUGGAGCGACGUAUUGAACACCACGAAAAACACAAAAAUUUGCUACCAGCAACGAUCGAGGUACUCGUAUUUACAAAUAAGCGAGGAUUGUCUAUACAUAAACGUGUACACUCCAGUAAAACCAGGCAGUAACCAAUCCCUACCAGUUAUACUAUGGAUUCAUGGCGGAGGAUUUGUAAGUGAAUCCGGUAUUUACGAAUAUUAUGGCCCGAAGUACAUCAUGGACCAUGGAGUAGUUGUUGUUUCGUUCAACUAUCGACUCGGACCUUUCGGCUUUUUGGCCACUGACGAUGGUGUGAUUCCUCCUAGUGUUGGAAUGGAAGAUCAAAUUUUCGCCAUGAAAUGGGUCCAAAGGAACAUCCAGCAAUUCGGUGGCGACCGAAACCACGUAACUAUACAGGGUGAAAGCGCAGGAUCGGCGGCUGUAGGGCAACAUUUAUUAGGACCGUGGAAAGGAGAGCAACUCUUUCACGCUGCAAUUAUGCAAAGUGGCGCCCCACUCAUGGGUUCACCUAUACCUAAAAAUUUUACGACCAUUGUUGAAAGCUUAGCUAAAGAAAUCGAUCCAACUUUUUCACCUAAUAAUACCACAGACUUAUUGAAAUUCUUGCAGAAAGCUGACGCAAAGGAUAUUACUAAACAAGACAUAAGACAGAUGAGCUUUAAUAAACCCUUAAAUCUUCAGCAUUUGUUAGAUGGUAAUUACAAAAAAGUGCCCGUUAUAAUCGGAUUCAACUCAGAAGAAACUAUUUUCCAACUAGCAUCAUUAACAACGGAAAUUCUAAAACAAGCCGAUGACAAUCCCGCUUCGCUAAUUUCCGACGGCAUGUACAUGUCUGAAGAAAACAGAAAAAUUGCCGGAAAUAAGAUGAAAGCAGUAUAUACGAAUAACGGGUCUUUUGUCGAUCAUCCGGGUGCUUUUGUUCGGCAUUCAAGCGACCAAAGCUUCACAAUACCAGCUUGCAAAACUGUGGAAAUAUGUUCCAAGGACGUGCCGUAUUAUCUAUAUCAAUUUGCAUACAAAGGUCCAUUAGGCGGACAAAUGUCGCUUCCGUACAGCAACGAAACAGGAAGAGUAGGACACGCAGAAGACCUCCAUUACAUGUGGGAAGAAAAGGGGACGAACAGCGAUCUCGACAAAUUUCCCAAAGAAGACAGAUUGAUGUUGCACCGUUACGUGAAAAUGUGGACGAAUUUCGCCAAAUAUUUCAACCCAACUCCGGAGAAGGACCCUUUUUUGGGCAACGUCCAAUGGCUAAAAUCCGAACCACAAACUCUGAGAUACUUGAACAUCAAUUCGACCUUAGAAAUGCGAGAAAAUCCAAGACAAUAUAGAGAAAUUAAAGGAAUUUUGGAAACUUACAUGGAAAAACCGUACGACUUUUUUGAUUAAAUUUAAAAAACAUCUUUUUGAAAAUGAAUGUGUGUAAUUAUUUAAUUAAAUUGUUGAAUAAUGCUACUUUAAAA